CGGGGUGGUUUGGGACCAUACUUUAAUUACAUGGCCAGGAUUGCGACGGUUGGAACUUUGGCAUUCGAAUAGAGUUUUUUUUGUUUUUAGGUGUCGUCAGCGGGGAGCGGGGCUGGUGGAGCGUGAGGUGAAUGUGUCGUUUUGAAACCAAAGGACAGUAAACGCUGCCUCUCCCCAAACUAGACUACCCCGCGGGCCGGCGGCCGUCUUUAGAGAGACAGGAGAGAACAUGGCGGCCCCCGGCACCCGGAGUUUCAGCCUCUCAGGACUGCUCCCGGCUCAGACCUCGCUGGAGUACGCCCUGCUCGAUGCCGUUACCCAGCAGGAGAAAGACAGUCUGGUCUACCAGUAUCUGCAGAAGGUGGACAGCUGGGAGCAGGACUUGUCAAUGCCUGAGUUUCCGGAAGGAUUAGAAUGGCUGAACACAGAAGGACCUAUUUCUGUCUACAAAGAUCUCUGUGGAAAAGUGGUCGUCCUUGAUUUCUUCACCUACUGCUGCAUAAACUGUAUUCACCUAUUGCCUGAUCUUCACGCAUUAGAACACACGUACUCUGAUAAAGAUGGUCUUCUGGUUGUUGGUGUUCACUCAGCUAAGUUUCCAAAUGAAAAAGUCCUGGAUAACGUUAAGAGUGCCGUUCUUCGCUACAAUAUCACCCACCCUGUGGUUAAUGAUGCAGAUGCCAGCCUUUGGCAAGAACUAGAAGUCUCCUGCUGGCCAACUCUGGUCAUACUUGGACCCCGUGGAAACAUGUUGUUUUCCUUGAUGGGAGAGGGACACAAAGAUAAAUUAUUCUUAUAUACUUCGAUAGCUUUAAAGUAUUACAAAGAUAGGGGACAGAUCAGAGAUAAAACAGUUGGAAUAAAACUCUUUAAAGAUUCUUUGCCACCUUCACCAUUGCUAUUUCCUGGCAAAGUAAUAGUAGACCAUGUUACCGACAGAUUAGUAAUAGCAGACACUGGACAUCAUAGAAUUUUGGUCGUCUGGAAGAAUGGACAGAUUCAGUACAGUAUUGGAGGACCUAACCCUGGAAGAAAAGAUGGAACAUUUUCAGAGUCAACUUUUAAUUCACCACAGGGUGUAGCCAUAAUGAAUAAUGUGAUAUACGUGGCAGAUACUGAAAACCACCUUAUAAGAAAGAUUGACCUAGAAGCUGAGAUCGUGAGCACUGUAGCUGGCAUUGGAAUUCAAGGUACAGAUAAAGACGGCGGAGCCAAAGGAGAACAACAGCCCAUCAGUUCCCCUUGGGAUGUAGUUUUUGGAACAUCAGGUUCAGAGGUUCAAAGAAAUGACAUUCUGUGGAUCGCCAUGGCAGGGACUCAUCAGAUAUGGGCACUCCUGUUGGACUCUGGCAAACUACCAAAGAAAAAUGAGUUAAAAAAAGACACCUGCGUUCGAUUUGCUGGAAGUGGGAAUGAAGAGAAUCGAAACAAUGCCUAUCCUCACAAGGCAGGUUUUGCCCAACCUUCAGGUCUUUCUCUGGCUUCUGAAGAACCCUGGAGCUGCCUGUUCGUAGCAGAUAGUGAGAGCAGUACAGUGAGAACCGUCUCGCUAAAAGAUGGAGCAGUGAAGCACCUCGUAGGAGGAGAAAGAGACCCCAUGAAUUUAUUUGCCUUUGGUGAUGUUGAUGGAGUAGGAAUCAAUGCAAAGCUUCAGCACCCACUUGGAGUUACUUGGGACAAGAAAAAGAGUUUACUUUAUGUGGCAGACUCCUACAAUCACAAGAUUAAAGUUGUAGAUCCAAAAACAAAAAACUGUUUAACAUUAGCAGGAACAGGAGAUGCAAGUAAUAUCAGUUCCAGCUUUACAGAGUCAACUUUUAAUGAGCCAGGAGGCUUGUGUAUUGGAGAGAAUGGUCGGUUAUUAUAUGUAGCAGACACGAAUAAUCAUCAAAUUAAAGUGAUGGAUUUAGAAACAAAAACAAUUUCUGUGCUCCCUGUAAUCAAAUCUGAAAAUUCUGUGGUAGAUGGCCGAUUCCUACUAUACAAACAGAAGACAUUACCCAAACUGCCUAAAUCAGCUCCAAGGAUUAGUCUUUCCCCAGUGACUGCUUCUCCGGGCCAGACUCUUCAGUUCAAGCUAAGAUUAGACCUCCCAUCAGGAACAAAACUAACCAAAGAAGUACCCAGUUGCUGGUUUCUAACAGCUGAAGGCAAUGAAUGGCUUUUUCAAGGACAGCUAUCAUCUGGAGAAAUAGAGAACAUUUUCAGUCAACCAACAAUAUCACUGCAGAUUCCUGGUGAUUGCUUAUCACUUGAAGCCAUUGUAUCUGUCAGCGUGUUUCUUUAUUAUUGUAGCACAGACAGCAGUGCCUGUAUGAUGAAGGGAAUUUUGUUCAGUCAGCCUUUACAAAUAACUGAUACACAACAAGGUUGCAUAGCUCCAGUUGAGCUCAGAUAUGUAUUUUAGCAAGCUAGCUAGCCACCCACAUCCACAGCCACCUGUCCCCCAUCCUUACCAUCGCUGUAACUUAUGAAAAGCUUUCUUUCUGCCUCUGCAAUACCAAGAAACCCAUUGCUCAGUUCUAGCAAUGGAUAUUAAAAUAAAACCCUGCUCCUUUUCUACUUAUUUAUUAUAAGCAAAUUCCUUCAUUCUGGCUGUGGACCCGCUAAGUACUGAUCAUCAUUUGAACCACGAUUUUGUAAUCUAUGCUGCUUUUUGGCACAAGACUAAAGUCCACACUAUAGCAGAGAAUAUUACUGUAAGAAAAUUUGCAGUGAAUACUAAUAAUAAUAAUACCAAAUACUUCAACUGACUUUUUCUACCUUUAUUAAGAGUGAUCAGCACAUUUGAAUGCCUAAAUUUCACAGACUUUAAACAGGACCUAAGAUCCAGUCCACAUGUUGUUUAAGGACACCUGCCAUUCUAGGCAUGAGGUCUGUUUUAAGCCAAGGUGUAUGUGUAUGUGGAGGCGUGUGGGGGGGACUUUUCAUCACAGUGGAAGUUUAAAGAGUACCUGAGCGGUAAAUAAUGUUGUUUGUUCUUGACUGUGAUUUUCUCAGUUGAAAAUACAGUUAAAAAAGAGUUUUGAUCUGUUAUUAUAAAUUGUUUGCUGUUUUAACAUACCAUUACUAACGCUAUCUAACUUUAUAGAGAAAAAGUCGAAGAUAAAGUCUUUAAGGGCAUAUAAACCUACCCCUUUAACUUUUUCUGAAUAAACACAGAUUAAAAAAUGAGUCCCCAAAAAUAGUAUGACUUUCAAAGAGAAAAGAAUUUAGAGAUACAUUACUGUCUGUGAUACUAUUUAACUAUAAGGAAUUCACUGUGACAGCUGAAUCCAGUGAUAAUGGGUGUGUGUGUGUGUGUGUUAUCUUAGAAAUUGGCAUUUCACUUUUAACCAUUAAGUUUAUAUUUGUUGAGGUUUUUUGUUUGUUUUGUUUUGACUUGGUUUGUUUCCCUGUUCAGAAUUUAAAUUAUGAGUAUUUUUUGUGAUUUUUUUUUAACACCACUUUUUAAGCCUUGCACUUUAAUGGAUCAAUAGGUAUAACCUAUUGCCAUCGAGUCAGUUCUGACUCAUAGCGACCCUAUAGGACAGAGUAGAACUGCCCCAUAGGGUUUCCGAGGCUGUAAAUUUUUACGAAAGCAGACUGCCACAUCUUUUUCCCGCAGAGCGGCUGGAGGUUCAAACCUACAACCUUUUGGUUAGCUGAUGAGCGCUUAACGACUGAGCCAUCAAUAGAUAUAGUGUAUUCUAAUAUAUUACUGUUUAAAAUAUUAAGGCUAACACAGUGACUUGAUAACAUUUUGUUGUUGUUUUUAACCCCAAAAGAAACAGCUACUGUAUAUUGAAAGGUUUUUAAAUUAUUAUAAUUUAUCUUUACAGCUAUUUCAAAGCCUUUUAUUGUUCAUCCUAAAACUGAUUCAACGUGUUUGUGAUUUUAUCGGUAUGCAAGAUUUUAAAAACAUCACUCAAAUUAUCUUUGUUUAUGCAAUAAGUAUUUAUAGACAAUAUGGCUCAAUAUGCCUUUUUCCCCUUCAAAAACAGUGCUAAAUUUCCAGUGUAAUCCUUUAAGCACUUUUUCUUUAUAUUUUAAAAUAGUUUUGAAACAUAGUAUUACUUUCUUUUAUUCAGGUUAGAUAAAUCUCUGAGGUUUGGAAAUGCAUAGAUCACGACUUUCAUUUAAUUUGUAUACCUGCUAAUGCUAAUUUUUAAGAGAAAAGGAAUCCUGUUUAUAAUUAUAGGUCAUUUCCUCAUAAACCUUUUCUCUCAAAAAAAAAAAUGUUCUGUAACAAAAGGGUGUAUAACAAUAUAUUCUUUUAUUGAGAAUAGGACUUAAUCAUUUUUAAUCUCAUUUGAUUGUAUUUCUCUUUUCCAGUCAGACAGGAUGAAAGUAUUCUGUCUCAAAUCACUUCCUAUUUAAGAACAUAAGCAGUUUUACUUUCUAAAAGAAGUGCAUAUACUUAUAAUUUACUAAUUUACAAAUACCUGAUCAUUUUUUAGUAUAAUACAUACACAAGUAUAGAUGUAUGUAUUUUCAUGUAAGUUAAAAGUUCAGAAACAUUUUAUAGAAUUCAGUGAUUCUCCCUUCAUUUGCCUAGACGGUUUUAGGUUAGUCUUAAGCAUAUACUUUUCUUGACUUUCAAAGUACAGUUUAAUUGAACAUUGUUAUGCUUACCUAGCCACCUAUCUCCAUUGUUUUUUUCACAUUAAAAAUGUAAUUUUUAGUAGAUUAGCUUGGUUUUGACUAACCCAUACUAAAGCAAUAUAAAUAGGUUCCUAGACCUUAUGACUAACAUAAACCUCUUACAUAAGAGGAAGCACUAGAAAGUUUAUUUUUAGAACGUUUUUAUCCUAGUCUACCUUCUGUUUUCUGUAAGGAUUUCUGUACAAUUUUUUAACUUCUUUUGCUAUUGCAUAAAUUAUUAUGUGCAGUGAUAGUUUAAAAAGAGUAAGAUUUUAUUGUAAGUCACCUUAAUCUGAGUGCCAGUGAUGUGGCACUGCACACUUUAAGCUAAUACAUAGAAUCUUUGCCCUAAAUUAGUCCACUGUUUUGUUACUAUGUUUUCCUCCCCUCUUUGUGAUAUCAUUUCACAAACGGUAGAAUUUUUUUUUCUGAAUUUAUAGUCCCUCAGCAUUGCUAAGAUUCCUGUAAAGAAUUUUGCUUAUCUUGAAUAUGCUAUCUGUCUUAAGCAUGUAUUCACCCUAUUCACCAGGGAAAACUUUGCAAUUUAAUCACCCAUAGAUGUAACUUUGGCAAAGUUUAAUGACUAAAAAACAAUUUUCUCCUUAGCUGUUCUAAUAAUAUAUUUACCUGUAGUAUUAUCAGACCUGCAGAAAGCUGUAAAUCUUAACACAGCCAAAAAACUUUUAAUAUGUGAGGGUGUGAGUAUAUGUGUGUAUAUAUGUGUAUGUGUAUAUGUGUAUAUAUAUAGAUAUAUUUAUGUGUGUGUGUGUGUGUAUACGUAAACAGGUACAAAGAUUAUUCGAGGCUUUCUCAUACAUAUUUCUUUUAUGAUCAGUAUAAUUUUAGGCUAAUAACCACUGAGGUAAGUUACUCUUAAUUGUUUUUUAAUAAUUGGAAAUUUUGGGAAGUUACUGAAAACGUAUAUCUCUGUAAUAAUAUUCUUUUCUACCUGUACAAAAUUUACUAUUAGUUUAUAUCUGCAAAUUGAAAAGAUUUCGGUCUACCUAUAUAUAUUGACAUUCUGUUAAAGAAUGAUCAUCAAAAAUUAACUAAAUCCUAUAGUUCACAAUUACAUAAAAAUAUAUGCAAAAGGAAUAUGUCAAUAGUGGUUACCCAGAAUGAUGGAAUUGUGGAUUUUUUUAUUUUAAUUGUACUUGUCUGUAUUUUUUUCCACAGUGAACAACGCAUUAUUAUCAAAGUCAGAAAAUAAAGCGGUAAAUAUUUUUAAAGAUUUAAAAUUAACUGAAUAGUAAGCACUUGUUAUGUAGUAACUUUUCUAAAGUCAUUUUUAUUACCAAAGAUCAAAGCAUGGUUUGGAGUCCUUUGAUCUACCAGAUCUCUUUACUUAAGUAUAUGAUUUGGUGAAGAUAGAAAUAAUUGUGCCUUUUUUCUUCCUGUGUUUUUCUUAUGUAAUGUAGUGUAAUGGUUAAGGGCAUGGACUUUGCAGUCAGUUGGAUUCUGAUUCUGUAAAAUGGGGCUAAUACACGUACAUCAUGGGGUUGCUGUAAGGAUUCAGUGAAAUAGUGUUUGUAAAGCAUUUAGCAUUUAGUAUUAAUGAAACUUCUAGUUAUUAUCUUAGUUAAUAAUAAUAAUUUAUGAACCAUGGAUACAUGGUUUGACAUUUUCUUUGCAACUGCAGUUUUUAAAGGAAAAUAUUUCUCUGCCAACUAAUUAUUAUCUUAAUACUCUCCAUUGUUUUGGGGUUCAAGAAGAGGAAUACAAUUUUAUAAUGAAGCAUAUUACUAUUUUAUACAGCAUAUUAUAGUUGUAGAGAAGCAUACCUACAGUUUUGCUCAAAAAAAUAAAAGACCGUCUGGAACUAUGAAUAAUAAAUUUCCUUCAAGAAGGUCCAUUCAUACCCUGAAGCACAUUCUGUAACACGUGCCCAACAACUUACACCAGAAUGUGUAUAUUUUUACCAGAAAGUUUCACUGAUAGUACUUUACAGUCUUUAAAGUACUUUCAUGUAUAUUGCCUCAUCUGAGCUUGAUAAUAACCUUAUAAAUCAGACGAGUAGAUGUUAUGUCCAUUUUACAGAUGAGGAAACUGAGCUUCAGCUUGUUGGUGACAGAUCUCAAGGUCAGACAGCUCCCAGUACAGUGACUAGAAUGAAUAGUGUUGGAUCUUUUUUUCCAGCACAGGUCUCCUAAUUCCUAGCAUUACUACAUGUAGAGUGAAAACUGCAAAAUUAAGAGCAUUUAUUUACGAAUGCUUUCUUAAGCCUUUACAGUAUUUAAAUAAAGUAAUAAAAAUAAUAGCUAACAUUUAUUGAAUGCUUACUAUGUGCCAGGCACUUUUCUAAGAGCUUUAUAUAUAUUAAUUCAUUUAAU
This is a messenger RNA of Trichechus manatus latirostris (Florida manatee), 6953 nucleotides long. RefSeq names its product NHL repeat containing 2 (gene NHLRC2). The transcript is spliced from 11 exons. Lineage: Eukaryota; Metazoa; Chordata; Mammalia; Sirenia; Trichechidae. The record is from RefSeq and is a predicted model, not a curated record. Gene Ontology annotation, molecular function: protein binding. The coding region runs from base 230 to 2407 and encodes 725 amino acids.